UCUGGGCUUGGGAUUGUUCAGACAGAGAGUGAAGCGGAACCACAGAGAGGUGGGGUUAAGGCUUAAGGCUGAAGGCUAAGGUUGAAGGUUGAAGCGCUUUCUUCGCGUCCCCAAUGAUCGCGUUUCCGAAACAUCCACAUUCUGAUCAGGGAAUUUCCGAUGAGGAAGAAUUGGAUGGCGAUGGGUCAGAAAAUUGCGUUUCUUUAGGUGGACCGACCGGGGAGAAGGGAGUAUUGCAUAUUCAAUCCCAGCUUGAGAUGCUAAGAGGCACCCAAAAAGUAAAUCAUAUGGGGAAAACUGUGAGUUCAUCAAAUGAGAAGCAAACUGGUUUCAGUUGUGACGGUGAAACUAAAAUGCCCAUCUUCAACACUGAGGGAAACUUUGUCUGCUUUUCAAAGAAGUCAUUUACAACUAACUCAGAUGAAGAGAUGAUCUCUGAUGAUGAGGGGAAUAAUGUUCCGUCAAAAUUUUCAAACAUUUCUGGCUGUAAAGGGUUACAGAAAGCUAAUCCUCCUAGCUUUGGAAGUGACAAACGAUCUUGCUCAUGGUCUGAAGCUACUAAGGAAGCUGAGGCACUAAUGUGUUUGAAUGACAGUGCAGAGUGUUGCUCUUCGCAUGUUGCCAAUUUUAAAGCAAACACAUUCUGUAAAGGUGGGAAGGGCAAGGCCAAGCCCAAAUUUUCAUUCCGUUUUCAGUUACCCAAGGAAGGAUUCUUUUUGUCUUCUAUCUUGAAGGAUGAAAGGGACUUCUGUUGCAAGGAUCAACAUGUGCCUCAAGAAGCUGUUGCACUUUGGACUGCGGAACAUUCAAUGUCUGAACUCCUGGAAGAUUUUCAGGGAGAAAGAACGACAUAUUCAGAGAUUAAUGGAAUGCCUGCUGAAGUAGACACUUCUGGACAUGGAUUGGCCAAUAAUUCAAUGACCGAACUUCUGGAUGGUCUUCAGGAUAAGACUGGUGAUAAUAGAACUAAAGGAAAUAGGGUACAGCUUGCUGGUAAGAAAAGUAUAUUAUCAUUGGGAGACAGAAACACUGAUGAUGAAGACCCCCCUGAGCUGAUGGGCGAUGGAACUUCAAGCGAUGAAGAGACCUAUAAUCAAAAUCUAAAGCUUGUUAUCCCAGAAAUUGAAAGGCAAACAAUGGCAGAUCGGUUUCAUGAAGUUUUGAGUGCCGCUCAAGUGAAUGAUGAGGGGCUUCCUGUUGCAGCACAUAAAUUAUCAGGGGGAUUGUAUGGGCAAUUGCAGCAAGUCAUGCAGAAUGAAAGGGGAAGAGAAAUGGAUUUUUCAAGGAAGUUGCAAGCAGGAAUUAGUCCAAAUGAUGAGGCAAGCUGCAUUGAUUUGAAAAUCCUGUCAAAGUACUUGGAUGGAAAGGUCACUGUUUGUCUAUGUUCUUUUAAAGAAAAUGAAGAGAGCCCCCAAAUGAGAAGGGAAAGUGGAGAAAGGAAGAGGACAGUUAUCUUUAACCCAAGAGCAUGUACUGAUGUUGACCUUGAAGUGGGGAGCUUGAUUCGAAUUCACCCUCCAUGGAAAGAGGUCCAGAUCAUGGCGAAUGAUGAAUGCAUAAUUUUAUCUGCAUAUUUCUCCCAGAUUUGACAAUCACCGUUAAUUUCUCUUUCAUCCAGGAAAGGAGUUCCCCGCUAAGAAGCCCUUUUUUGGGUCUUUCAGUUUAGCCAGUGAUAUGAACUUCUGGGAGCCCCAAACCAGGCAGGAAGGACUGAAAAGAUUAUCCGCUGCAGAAGAAGAGAAGCAGAAAGACCUCAAUAUUACAGGUCUAGCAAAAGGGAAAGCCAGAAUUUGUAUAAGCAGCUCUGGACCUUACUUUCAAAUUCAUGGUAUUCUUCACCGAUUUGGUCAACUAGGUGAAAAUUGAAUUUCACGAACAAUUUAGUAUCAGCGGGAGUAAUUGAAUCGUCCAAACAUAGGAACAAAGAAAUGCUAUUGCCUUUGCCUUCCCCAUUUCCA
Messenger RNA from Malania oleifera, 1958 nucleotides. RefSeq lists its product as uncharacterized. NCBI's taxonomy places the organism in Eukaryota, Viridiplantae, Streptophyta, Magnoliopsida, Santalales, Ximeniaceae. The transcript is spliced from 15 exons. Bases 114 to 1589 code for a protein of 491 amino acids. The record is from RefSeq and is a predicted model, not a curated record.